UGAAAAUUUUCAAAUUUUGGUGUUAAACAACUCCUCACCAGCGACCCCGCGCACCGUGGCCGCCCCAAGAUGGAGCUCCGCCGCCUAGUCCGCGCCACCACCGCGGCCAGCGAGGACGCCUACUCCUGCAUCCUGCAGCGCGAGGACGACGACGGCCUCCUGGGCGCCAGCAUCACCAAGGCCCUCCCGAAGGCCGCCCUCCGCGCGUUCGCCGCCAACCUGCAGCGCCUCCUGCCGCCCGUCCUCCCGGCCAUGGAGAUCGCCCGGCUCGCCGCCGACCUGGCGCGCCAGAAGCUGCUGCAGCGCCUCCAGCGGGUCAAGCUGAAGAUCAACCUCAAGGCAGGCGUCGACCACCUCUGCCUCCACGCCGGCGGGAUCGCGGUGACCGACGCGGUGAAGAAGAGCUUCGGCCUGGACGAGCGCGACGUGGAGCCGUCGAGGAUGACGAUGCAGCUGCACCGGUGGGGGAACACGUCGGCGAGCAGCGUGUGGUACGUGCUGUCGUACAUGGAGGCGAAGGGGAGGCUGAGGCGAGGGGACAAGGUGCUCAUGGUGGCGUUCGGGUCCGGGUUCAAGUGCAACAGCUGCGUGUGGGAGGUGAUCGGCGACAUGGCCGACAAGGGAGCGUGGGCCGACUGCAUUGACGAGUACCCGCCGGAGGGCAAGCCGAAUCCCUACUUGGAGAAGUACGCUUGGGUCAACGACGCCGGCGACGAAUCCUCGCCGUUCUAGACGACGCCAUUGGAGCGUAGUUAAUUUCGCUAUAAGCUCACAAAAAUAGGUGUUUCCUAAAUAAUAAUCUAAAUAUUUAAAGUUAAAGAUACGACUUUAUGUAGUUAUACUUUGAACA
Oryza brachyantha (malo sina) is the source of this 850-nucleotide messenger RNA. RefSeq names its product 3-ketoacyl-CoA synthase 12-like. The record is from RefSeq and is a predicted model, not a curated record. The coding region runs from base 70 to 732 and encodes 220 amino acids. Gene Ontology annotation, molecular function: acyltransferase activity, transferring groups other than amino-acyl groups. Gene Ontology annotation, biological process: fatty acid biosynthetic process. Lineage: Eukaryota; Viridiplantae; Streptophyta; Magnoliopsida; Poales; Poaceae. The transcript has a single exon. Gene Ontology annotation, cellular component: membrane.